This is a messenger RNA of Nylanderia fulva, 5852 nucleotides long. RefSeq names its product paired box pox-neuro (gene Poxn). Lineage: Eukaryota; Metazoa; Arthropoda; Insecta; Hymenoptera; Formicidae. Gene Ontology annotation, biological process: regulation of transcription by RNA polymerase II; anatomical structure development. The record is from RefSeq and is a predicted model, not a curated record. Gene Ontology annotation, molecular function: DNA-binding transcription factor activity, RNA polymerase II-specific; RNA polymerase II cis-regulatory region sequence-specific DNA binding.
GAAAUUCUCUCCGUGUACAAACAAUUAAUUCAUUACAUUUGCGUUAAAAACUCGCGCAUUGUAUCCAAGUGCAGCUUGAGUGCAACUGAUGCAUUCGCAUAUGCGUCACAGUGGAAAAGUUUCCAAAGCAUUGAAGAAAACUGGACGUAACACGCACAGCGAAAAUGAAGUAAUUGUCACGUACAACUCGCGAGUAUACAAUAGCGUUGCGAGAAAAUUACAGCUGAUUUAAAUGAGAAACAGCGAGCACGCUUGCAAAAAAAAGAAGGAUAAACGUUGCGCGCGAGACAAUAUACCGGAAAGACAUAUUUUACUUAUUCUUGUACACAUAUAAAUGUCUUUAAUCAAUUCUCAUGAAAAUAAACGAAAUACGCAGUCUUUUGCGAAAACCCUUUAAUCACACAUCUAUGAUACGUGAUGGAACCAAUCUCCGAGAGCAAACUACCCCUCGCACGCGUGCGCGGUGCACAAAAGGGAAGGAGCUAGAGAAAGAGAGAAGACGAAGGAAGCAGAAACUCUUCGGAGAAGCUUCGACGAGGCGAAGGCAAGGUAAAAGUAACAGUAGAAGAGAGAACGCCCACCCCCGGGGCUGUCUUCUCUUUCCCUCUCGUCGAGCGAGUCAACCCCUCCAAUCUUGCCUUUCUCUCUCUCUCUCUCUCUCUCUUUCUCUAUCCAUCUUUUGGCGGGGGCACGCUCCAUCCGUGGGCACAACCCGGGCCACGAGUCACAGGCCACGCGGACCUGCCCGAUGCAACAUCCAGCACGCGACGACACGCUACCGUCACCUUCUGUCUGCCCCCCCUUUCUCGUUCUCUCCCUCUCGGUUCGUUUCUCAGUCCCUCUCUCUUUCUCUCUUUCGUUCAUUCUCUUUCCAUCUUCCUCGUCGUCGCGUAUAUACACACACGACGCGUACGACCGAGCCAGGAGUAGACACGAGUACAGGCGGUGGCAAGAGGGUACGGGGGACCUGACCGAAAGCAAAGCCCGUAACCCCCGUUUGCGGGCCGAGCCCACUUCAGACACGCCGUGUCCUCCGCGUGGUCCACAUCAUCCCGUCCUGACCGCUUCUGUCUCUCUCGCUCGCGCGCGCGCGCACGCACGCACGCCCGCGUAUAUCUCUCGCGCCCUUGCCGUAUUCCGCUCGUCUGUGCCCGUCCACACAGUUCUCCCUCUUACCGCUGACGUACGUCCUUCUCCUCGCGAGCGCGUUCGCCGAGAACCGACCGCAGUUUGCCCUCGCGUCGCGCGGACUUGGCCGACUACCAGGAGUAGCUGCACGUGUCUUGUGGUACCGAGGCGAUUUGAGAAGCGCCGGUUUCGAGAACAGGCGGAGGAGAAGUCGAUGGAGCGACGAGGGAGAGACUCCUGAGGAGAGAGUCGGAAGUUGAACGCGUGGUUAUCAGUGAAUCCUGGCAACGACCGAGUGGAAGAGAAUUAGUUUGUUCCGGAUGAUUAUUCACCCGGAUUCUCGAUGAGGUGGAAACCUGUCGAGAGAUAUAUUUACGAGCGCGCGAUUAAUCGCGAUUAAUCGGAUGGCUAGGGAACAUCGUGAUGACCCCGAAUAAAAGAGAAACCUUCCAUCUCGCGACUUCAACAUCAAGGACGACAGUCGAGUCGACGCGUUUCCGCGCGGGUAUCGGAGCGGAAUAAGAACAGGGAACGGACGACAGGGAAGGUAGAUAAAGAGCAGAUUAUCGGAAGGUGGUCGUUGAGGAAAAAAGAAAGACACCUUCAUCUUGUUGUCAUCCGACAACUCGUGCGCUCGUGGGUGCACUGUUUUACACGCAUAGAAGAGUCAACCUCCUUCACUGAUUUGUUAUCCAUCUCUUUCCGGCCUUUCGUGUCACAUCCACGUCUCAUUGCCGUGAAAGCGAAGUCAUUUCCUGCGUGAGUCGAGCACGCGACGAGACACGCCAGGACUCCCAAAGACGACCCUCAACAUGACGACGUUGUAUCGGUAUCCAUUUCGACGCGAACUAGUUUGAAGGGACGACGCCGAAGCAGAAGACCGGAGCGAAGGCACUCGAAUGCUCGGAAGCUGAGGAGUAUCACCAGGAGGGCCGAUACCAGAGAAAAAGUCAACAGAUUCACGUGAUUGCUCGUCGCCGACAUGCCGCACACUGGACAAGCCGGGGUAAAUCAAUUAGGCGGCGUUUUUGUGAACGGCAGACCCUUGCCGGACUGCGUGCGCCAGAGAAUCGUGCAGCUAGCCAUGGUCGGCGUCAGGCCGUGUGACAUUUCGCGGCAGCUACUCGUCUCUCACGGCUGCGUCUCCAAGAUCCUCACGAGAUUCUACGAGACGGGAAGUAUCCGGCCCGGCAGCAUCGGCGGAAGCAAGACCAAGCAAGUGGCCACGCCGACGGUAGUGAAGAAGAUUCUACGGAUGAAGCAGGAACAGCCGACGAUGUUCGCGUGGGAGAUCCGCGAGCAGCUCGCGCGCCAGGGUGCCUGCGAUCCCCAGAGUUUACCAUCGGUAUCCUCGGUUAAUCGUAUUCUCCGAGGUGGCGGACUCCACACCGAUAUCCCCACCAUUGAGAGCGGCACAUCCGGCGGAUACACGUCACAAAUUCCGUCGAACGCCGGAACCAGAGAUACACUUAUGAGAACGGACUAUCAGCUGUUCUAUCCGGGUGCCCUAGGUCCAUUGCACAUCUCCACAAACAACAGCAACACCGGCACGCCGUCUUGGAAUCAGAGUUUUUACUCGUCCCUCUACCAAGCGACGACUUUGCACUUGCAGCACGGGAUGCAGUCAUUCGCACCUUUGGACGCUGAACGUCUGUCGGAACAAAACGGCGCGCAGAAUCAGCUGGAGUUGAAGUCGAGCUCGAGCUCGACGGCCGGCAGCGACGAUUCGCUGGAUAAGAGCGAUCUAGACGAGAAUCUUGUCGAUUCGCAGGACCAUUACAAGUCCUUCCGGAGCACCCCGAUCAUUUUGGAGCUUAGCCAGAAAAUCGGCAGCGAUCGGAGCGCAUUCGUCAGGCAUGCCACGCCCAAUUCGCACGUUAUAAACUUGGACAACCCUCGGGAGAGCCCGUUAUCAGUCGUCGAAACCUUGAAGCAGGAUCGUCCAACGUCACACAGGAUUUCCGAGGCGAAGAACACGAAUCCGAGUUCGACGACGAUGACGACGAUGACGAACGAAAGCGCGGCGGUGGAAAAUCAGCCGCCGCAGCCGCAGAAGAAGAAGAAUCCUUACUCGAUAGAAGAGUUACUGAAGAAAGACGAAAGCAAAUCUCCACCCAGGAGGCCGAGAUUGCCCAAUAUCGGCGUGGUGCAACCCUGUGGGAUCGUCGUCAGUAAGGAGAUGUAAGAGGAUAUCUCGGAUGAGGAGCUUUUAAGACGCGUUGUGUAUUUAAUUACAAAGCGCGAACUAUAUCGUGAUAAUCAGAUUGAUGACGAAUCUCUGAGAACGUUGUACGAUGUAACAGCGUACAUCGUCGACUAUAGAUACGUGUGUAGUAUUGCCAGGUGUAGAGAAAUAAUGAGCAAAGCGCGUUCAAUGAAAAUUGAACGAUUCCCUAUGUAACUUUUGAGAGUUAUUUCUUUGCACCUGCGAUGAAUAAUCUUUGCGGGUACAAUGAGAGAGUAGCGAAUGUCCUAUAAGUGUCUAACUUAGAAGUAUCGAUUAAGCAUAUAGGAGUUGAUGAAAAAGAUUAGAAGAGCGGACGGGGAGAUUGAAGUUUUCUCCUUUGAGAGAGAACGUGGCUGUCUUGUGAAGUAAAAUAAGAGAAACGAUACGCGCGAAUCCAUACGUAAUACGUUAAGAUCGAUGACUGUAUUAUCGAUUGUAACUUGUAACGCGUAGUAAAGUAUACGUAAUCUCUCUUUGUGUAAGUUAACUUAUAAUUAAUUAUUUUUUUCCCUUUUUUUUCUCUUGGAACACCGGCGUUGCUCUCAUCUACGUUCGAAUACACGACUGUUAAUCGCUUCAAGAAUUUAAGACUUCUGCUUAAACUUAUUGUAUGUCCACAGCGACGUAAAACCGCUAAUUACAAUCAAGUACAUUUUUUUCACUGAAUUAUCUUACAAUUUGUCGAAUUCGUCACCGACGAUGAAAUAUCAAUUAAUGUCGCCAGUCUCUCUCGCACCCUAAUUAUCACAUUAACGUAACACAAUAAUUUCAGACCGCCAUGUCACACGAUGAAAUUCGACAUUAUCGCACAGGCUUUAUGAAAACAAAAUUGAUUCGAGAUAUAAUUCCACGCUAACCGAAAAUAAAUGCGAUAUACGACGUCUAUAUAAUAAAAGUCGCGACAGCGAAAAUUUUCUUUCUUUUUCAUUCGAAUAAUAAUCUACUAAACUUUAGGCGUCUUCGACAGCCUGUUCGCCGAAACGUCGAACGGGCAAUUACGCGUCCCUAUUGUGCGACUCUUGGCACUUUAGAGCCCGAUGCGAAAUAGCAUCGUUGCGCGAUGCCGUUAUACCGGCACGGAGGAUCGAGAAAUUAAAUGAAAGCCUAUAAUAAACAAACGGCCGUAAAGCAGAUGCGGAUGGAAUAUACGCGCGGCGGCGGUGGCUGCAGCAGUAAAGCCAUAAACGAUUCGUUCGAGGGUGUCAUACGUGUGACACGCCGUGUGUAUAUCUUGUAAAAUACGACGAUGCGUCGCUCGCGUAAAAAAAAAGAGGGAAAUUAAACAGCGACGUUACAUCGAGCGGCAUCUCUCUCUUUCUCUCUCUAUCUCUUUUUGCAUUUACAACGUUGUAAACCUUUGUAUCUCAUUCCUCAUCGCGGACUAAUUAAUGCGCUAUAAAAACACCAGUGCUUUAAUGUCGAACGAUUUGCUCGCUUUGCUGUCUCGCGCCUGCCAAUUGUGCAUUCUCGUGAGCUAUUUUGAGCUGACGUCUCGAUCUUUUGCGAAAGAGAGAAAUAUCGGCAUCGCGCGCUUUCUUUAUGAUGAAUCUUCUUUCGAAAAGAAGAGUUCAUCGCAAAAUUGGCUCAAUCCGAUAUCCGCAUGCGAAGAGAAACCGCGAGAGUAACCUGGGUGCGCUUUUACGUAAACGGAAAUUAUCGCUAACGCUCAAACUUCUCUUUUCUUUUAUUUGCCAUACACGGAGAUUAUUAGACCUUAAGAUGAGUGUGAAACACAUCUUCCUCGAAAGGGAAGAGAUCCGUUAUUCGUGUAGGCUUGAAAUAUUUAUUUUAGAUUUAGAUAUUGCGAAGUUAUACGAAUGAGCAUUCCGUGUUUCGAAAAUUAUUCGCGAAUUAUAUUAAAUAAAAAAAAGAGAUGAGAUAAAAUCUCGAUUCAAAUGUCCACCACACACAGUCCAAGAUAAUUUUUAGAUUUGAGAGAAAGUACUUGUCAACUUUACAUUUACACAGAAUGCUCAUAUAGAGAGAGAUCUGAUAUAAUUAGAAUAAUAGUUCUGUACAAUAAUUGUGGUCGAACAGUCUUCUCGUGGGUCUCUAAAUGACUUUAAAGAUGAUCUCUUUCAGAAUUAGGAUUAAAGAUGGAAAACGCGAAAUAUAAAGUAAAUAAACUGCGAUUUGAAUCAAACGCAAAGGAUUUUGAAUCAGAUUUUUAAGAUAUAAUUAUAGGCGAUUCGUUUUAAACUUUAAAGUAUCGCCGCGACAGACCUACGCGGGAGACCGUCGCCUAAAAAAUCAUGCAAGUUUAUCGACUAAUUAAUACUCGUAAUAAACUUAUCCUGUAUAAUAUCAUUAAAUACACUAGUCAAAGUGACAUAUAUGCCGUGUUUGCCUUGCACGUCUUUAUGUUCGGCAUGUUUUAUGCAUACGUCAACGAGUUAUAAGAGAACGACAGCGACCGCAGAAAUAAUAGUAUUGCAUACCAAAACGCACAUCGAAGCCGAUGUAAUAAUAAUAAUUUGACGACUUUUACGAUCCAACA